Messenger RNA from Chanos chanos (milkfish), 2228 nucleotides. Its product is annotated as ATP-binding cassette sub-family E member 1. Gene Ontology annotation, molecular function: ATP binding; ATP hydrolysis activity. The coding region runs from base 151 to 1950 and encodes 599 amino acids. The record is from RefSeq and is a predicted model, not a curated record. Lineage: Eukaryota; Metazoa; Chordata; Actinopteri; Gonorynchiformes; Chanidae. The transcript has 18 exons.
UCCCCGGCUUUUCUACUGCUCACGUUGUUGGAAAAGAAAACUGCCUACACACGAAAAUAAUCACCAAGGCGACUCAGAUAACACAUAUAUCGUUGGAGUGCGCGCGUGGGAAAGACUCUGCUCUGCCCGCGUUGAGAAGAGGCGGACAGGAUGUCUGAGAAGCCGACCCGAAUUGCUAUCGUCAACCACGACAAGUGCAAGCCGAAGAAAUGCCGGCAGGAAUGCAAGAAGAGCUGUCCAGUGGUGCGAAUGGGCAAACUGUGCAUAGAGGUCACCUCACAAAGCAAAAUCGUUUGGAUCUCUGAAUCGCUCUGUAUUGGAUGUGGUAUCUGCAUCAAGAAAUGUCCAUUUGGGGCCUUGUCCAUUGUAAAUCUGCCAAGUAACCUGGAGAAAGAGACCACUCACAGAUACUGUGCCAACUCUUUCAAACUUCAUCGGCUGCCUAUCCCCAGGCCCGGCGAGGUACUCGGACUCGUGGGAACGAACGGGAUCGGAAAGUCGACCGCCCUCAAGAUCCUGGCUGGAAAACAGAAACCAAACCUGGGACAUUAUGACGCGCCUCCUGAUUGGCAGGAGAUCCUGGCCUAUUUCCGGGGCUCAGAGCUGCAGAACUAUUUCACCAAAAUCCUGGAAGAUGAUCUGAAAGCCAUUGUCAAACCUCAGUAUGUGGACCAGAUCCCCAAAACCGUCAAGGGAAGCGUGGGCUCUAUCCUGAGCAGGAAAGAUGACACUAAGACAGAGGACAUUGUCUGUGAGCAGCUCGAUCUGACUCAUCUGAAGGACAGGAACGUGGAGGAUCUGUCAGGGGGAGAGCUGCAGCGUUUUGCAUGUGCAGUCGUGUGCAUUCAGAGAGCUGACAUUUUCAUGUUCGAUGAGCCAUCCAGUUACCUGGAUGUAAAACAGCGGUUGAAAGCUGCCAUCACGAUCCGAUCUCUAAUCACCCCAGACAGGUACAUUAUUGUGGUGGAGCAUGACCUGAGUGUGUUGGACUACCUGUCUGACUUUAUUUGCUGCCUGUACGGAGUACCCAGCGCCUAUGGAGUGGUUACUAUGCCCUUCAGCGUCAGAGAAGGUAUCAACAUUUUCCUGGACGGCUACGUGCCGACGGAGAACCUGCGUUUCCGGGAGACGUCGCUGGUGUUCAAGGUGGCGGAGACGGCCAACGAGGAGGAGGUGAAGAAGAUGUGUCGUUACCAGUACCCUGGCAUGAAGAAGGCCAUGGGAGACUUCUCGCUGGAGAUCGUGGAGGGAGAGUUCACCGACUCCGAAAUUAUGGUCAUGCUAGGAGAGAACGGGACCGGUAAGACAACGUUUAUCAGAAUGCUCGCCGGGCGACUAAAACCAGACGAAGGAGGGGAAGUGCCCAUCCUGAACGUCAGUUACAAACCCCAGAAGAUCAGCCCCAAAUUCAAAGGAAGCGUUCGAGCUCUUCUCCAUGAGAAGAUCCGUGACGCUUACAUGCACCCGCAGUUUGUGACGGACGUGAUGAAACCCAUGCAGAUCGACAGUAUUAUCGACCAGGACGUCCAGAACCUGUCUGGAGGAGAGUUGCAGAGGGUAGCCCUGGCGCUGUGUCUUGGUAAACCUGCUGACGUCUACCUGAUCGACGAGCCGUCUGCGUACCUGGACUCUGAACAGCGUCUCAUGGCCGCCAGAGUCAUCAAACGUUUCAUCCUCCAUGCGAAGAAGACGGCGUUUGUGGUGGAACACGACUUCAUCAUGGCAACGUACCUCGCCGACCGUGUCAUCGUGUUUGACGGGAUUCCCUCCAAAAAGACAGUCGCCAACACGCCGCAGACCCUGCUGGCUGGAAUGAACAAGUUCCUCUCCUUACUAGAGAUCACCUUCAGGAGAGACCCCAACAACUUCAGACCAAGAAUCAACAAACUCAACUCCAUCAAGGACGUGGAGCAAAAGAAGAGCGGCAACUACUUCUUCCUCGACGACUAGCCCCAUUCCCCGUCUUCAGUAACACGUCCAUGUCACGAAAGAACAUUACUGCAAACUCUGGAGAGAGAGACAGACAGAGAGAGAGAGACAGACAGAGAGAGAGAGACAGGGAGAAGAAAAAAGAACGAGUGUGCCCUCGUUUCAGUUCACUACUCUUUAAGGUCUUUUUUUUUUUUUUUCCCCUCUCCUCAGAACGGACCAGGGAACCUGCUGCUUUCAACUGUCUCUUUCUGCUCCUCAGGAGCCACUGACCUGUAACACACACAGAAACACAGAAA